CUAUGUGAGACUCCAGAGGCGGCCCGGCGGCCGUCGAUUGUGAAAAGUAACUCCAAGCCCUCCGACCACGACGAACAUGCCAUGAGAUGUCUUGCUGGUUUUGCUGAGGGGGUUGACGGAGAUUUCGGGAAGGAACUGCAUCUUACUGGGUGAAAAGACCCAUAGUAAUCAGAACAGUCUCAGGAGGGCGCAACUACUUACAGAUUAUUCGCUGAUGAUGCUAGACAUCCUCUGUAUAUAAACCCCAACUCCUGUGCAUUUGAAUAUAACUUUCCAGACACGGCGCACAUCCCCAUCUCUCCACUAAACAGUCUAUUAGUCGCUCCUUCUCAAGACAUCGUCAUGAAGUACACCACUGCUUCCGCGGUGGCACUGGCCGUCGUGGUCAACGGCCUCCCCUCGCAGACACAAAAACAGCAGCCAAGACAAGCUGGAGGUGCCUGUGCUUCGGCCGUAACCCUAGACGCUAGCACCAACGUGUGGGAAUCGUACACUCUGCACGCCAACUCGUUCUACCGCGCCGAGAUUGAAGCUGCCGCUGCAGCCAUCACCGACAGCGCUCUGGCGGCCAAGGCACUUGAGGUGGCCGACAUUGGAACCUUCCUGUGGCUGGACACUAUCGCCAACAUCGACAGGCUGGAAUCGGCUCUUGCCGACAUGACGUGUGACGACAUCCUUGGUCUGGUCAUCUACGAUCUCCCUGGCCGCGACUGUGCCGCCAAAGCAUCCAACGGCGAACUGGCGGUUGGUGAAAUUGAGAAGUAUAAGACUGAAUACGUCGAUGCUGUGGCUGCCAUCCUUAAGGCCAACCCCAACACCGCCUUUGCCUUGGUCAUCGAGCCGGACUCGUUGCCCAACCUUGUGACCAACGCCGACUUGGCCACAUGCCAAGCCAGCGCUGCCGGCUACCGUGAGGGUGUUGCGUACGCCCUCGAGACCCUCAACCUGCCGAACGUCGUCAUGUAUCUUGACGCUGGCCACGGUGGCUGGCUCGGCUGGAAUGAUAACCUGGAGCCUGGUGCCGAGGAGCUCGCCAGCGCUUAUACGUCGGCUGGUUCACCUUCGCAGCUUCGUGGAAUUGCCACCAACGUCGCGGGGUGGAAUUCUUGGGACGCCGUUCCUGGCGAGUUUUCCGACGAUCCCGAUGCUCAGUACAACGCAGCCCAGAAUGAGGAGAAAUACGUUGAGCUCAUCGGUGCCGCCCUUGCGUCUGCUGGCAUGCCCAACCAUGCUAUUGUUGACACUGGCCGCAACGGCGUCCAAGGCCUCCGUCUCGCAUGGGGCGACUGGUGCAACGUCGACGGCGCCGGCUUUGGUCUCCGCCCCACGGCCGACACAGGCUCCGAGCUGGCCGAUGCCUUUGUCUGGGUUAAGCCCGGCGGCGAGUCGGACGGCACAAGCGACACCACGGCGACGCGCUACGACUCCUUCUGCGGGCUUGAGGAUGCGUACAAGCCCUCGCCCGAGGCCGGCACCUGGAACCAGGCCUACUUUGAGAUGUUGCUGGAGAAUGCCAACCCAGCAUUCUAGAGAAUCAGCGGAUGUAGUCUGACGGGUGGUGGCUUGAGGGUUUUGCUUGUUCAUGUUAUCAUUCGUGUAGAUACUUAUCAUAUUUUUGGAGAGAUGAAAAUUAUUGAU
Molecule: messenger RNA, 1638 nt
Organism: Pseudomassariella vexata
Lineage: Eukaryota; Fungi; Ascomycota; Sordariomycetes; Amphisphaeriales; Pseudomassariaceae
Product: 1, 4-beta cellobiohydrolase
Exons: 5
Coding region: 343-1530 (395 amino acids)
Biological process (GO): cellulose catabolic process
Molecular function (GO): hydrolase activity, hydrolyzing O-glycosyl compounds
Source: RefSeq, a predicted model, not a curated record